AGCUAGUCACAAGCAUAAGCAUAGUGUGAUAGUGAGGUUAUGUUAACGAGCAUAACAUUAUGUUUAGAAAUGAUAUUAUUUAUUCUUACCAUUAUGCCACAAUAUAGUCGGAAAAAUUUAUGAGGCCCAAUUCUAACUAAUUAAGUCGCUUUGAAAGUGAGCUCUCUUCUUUAAAUUGUUUGGAACCGGGCUGUUUGAUGCUCUGAUAGUUUCAUCAUUAUCUGUAAAAAUAACGUGUCAAAAACAAUGAAAUCGAUAAAAAUGAAAAACAAGGAAAUGGUGGAAAAUGGUUUCCACGAUCAAAUGAAUCGGGCAAACAUUAAAUCUCAAAAUGAUAUAAAAUCAGCGCUAAGAAAACUGGAUUUCCCAUUCUGUACCAAAGAGGCACUCGGACGAAUUGAACAGCUUUUAGCCAUACCCAACUCCAAGCAAAGCCAAGGACUAAAUGCCAGAGCUAACAACCACUACCCGCACCCACAUCAACCUCCCACCGAUCUCAUCAACGAGAUCAUCCAAGAGUUCGUGUUCUGUGAGAUCGACCGCAGAGGCAAACCAUGCAAACAACCACAGCUGUCUUGCUUACGCGAGCUACAACUCCUUGAAGUGCUAUCAGACUACGUAUGCUCGUCUAUCCCGGCAAGAGCUGCUCGGAAUGCUGUGUUUAUGUCUCUGUUCAACCCAAUGCACCCCGAUAGAGGUCGUAUCCUUGUCAAGUUAGUAUCCAUGGCCAUAUCUAUAAACAACCAUGCGGCAUUGAUGGCUACCGCUAUCUUGAUGCAACAACAGUCGUGCACUUCCAAGUUCUCAAUACAACUCGCCCAAGGUGUUGUCAACGAUUUCAUCGUUCUCUACCCGGAUUGUAUUGAUAAAUUGAGAGAACUGCCGGUUUCUUGUCCCCUGUUUUGUGCUAAUUUCAUGACGGCUGUCACAGAAAUCUACGGUAUAGCUCUCUGCGAUAAAAAUGAAAUACCUCAGUGGGUGGGAGUACCUGAAAAACUGAUCACAGUAAUUAUAGAAUGGGUGGAGAAGUUCGGGUCUCAAUUAGUAUCAUCUCUAUCAAUGGAUUUCCAGUCUUUUCUUCCAACAGGCGCAAUUGUGAUGGCAGCUGUAGCACCAUAUUCGGGACUUUUAAAAUGGACCAUCCUCUCUUCUCUACACGAGAAAAACACCAGUGCUCAAAAUCUUUACUUAGACCUCCACUUGGCAGUUUGUAACUCUUUGUAUCUUCUGCCCGAUAAAAGACCUGAAUACUUGAUAACAGCGGUAGAUCUGAUCUCAAUAAUUCACCAUAUCAAGAAAUGUAUUAUCUCGACCGUGUCUGAGGAGAAACUGGACGAUUGCUUGAUUAGAUUGGCACAAUCCGUGCAGGUUGCUAUGCAUUCUAAAGCUGUUUAUGGGAAUUGGCGGACACUGUUGGAAGAAUUGCAAAGUCUUCCCCAGAAUCGUAUCAUGAGUAUCGUCAUCAAUUUUCAAAAAACAUCGAUUUGAUAUAACGCAAUGCUGUUGAUUGAACUUUCAACAGGUGCAUUCAAUUAAAAGAAACAUUAAAUUUACAUUUAUUCAUUCAUAGAGCAAUAAAUCAUAAUAUUAUACAAUAAUAUAUGAUCGGGGGGAGGCAACAGGCUGGACCAAAACUGUAUCUCUCCCAAAUUGUGAUAGAUAAGAAGUUUCCAAAACAAUAAGAUUAUGAUUUCACUUUUCAUAAAUUUAGUUCAUUUCCUCUAAAAAACAACAUAAACUAAGAGUUUUACAUUUUGACUGUUGAUAAACUAAAUAAAAAACAAAAAUAUAAUACUCAGAUCAUAAUUAAUUAGAAAAUGUUCGAGUAAUUUCACAAAAUUUAGAGCCAGAAAAGCACAACUCACUAUUCAGCACAGCGUGUUAGUGAUAGAAACUGCGAUUAUAUUGAUACAAACUUUUAUUUUCAACUAUAAACGAUUUUAUAUUAUGCAAGGCUGUUGAUUGCUUUUUAAAUUUGUAAUUUGUACAUAAUAGAAACUGUUAUUCUUAACUUAAACCGACUUGGUAUUUUGCAAGGCUGUUGAUUUCACUUAUAAUCUGUAUUAAACAGAGGCGUUUCAUAUUAUUUUAUAAAGACUGUCAUUUUUAACUAAAGUGAUUUGAUAUUAUGCAAGGUUGUUGAUUGGACUUGAAAUUGUACAGGUGUACAGGACAUAAGCUAUUCAUAUUUAUAGAAACUGUUUAUCAAUUUAAUUGUGAUUUAUUUACAAAUGUAACUCUAGAAGAGUAUAUUCUUAGCCUAGUUGAUGAUGAUUACUGGUAAUACAAACGUUUUCAUCUAUCUAUGUAUAUAAAAUUCAAUAUGAUUUUAUGAGCUAGUUCUAAGCUGUUAUUAUUUCCAAGCUAAUAAUUUACAUUGAAUAAUGACAAUCUUCAAAAUCAAUUCCCGCUGGUUCGGAACCACUAGGAAUAAUACAAGUUCUAGAUAUUAUUAUGAUAUUAAACUAUUACUAAGAAAUUAUUUAAACUGUUUAUCUAUUUAUUUAAUUGUGACUUAUUUACAAAUGUAACUCUAGAAGAGUAUAUUCUUAGCCUAGUUGAUGAUGAUUACUGGUAAUACAAACGUUUUCAUCUAUCUAUAUAUAUAAAAUUCAAUAUGAUUUUAUGGGCUAAUUCUAAGCAGUUAUUCCCAAGCUAAUAAUUUACAUUGAAUAAUGACAAUCUUCAAAAUCAAUUUCCGCUGGUUCGGAACCACUAGGAAUAAAACAAGUUCUAGAUAUUAUUAUGAUAUUAAACUAUUACUAAGAAAUUAUUUAAACUGUUUAUCUAUUUAUUUAAUUGUGAUUUAUUUACAAAUGUAACUCUAGAAGAGUAUAUUCUUAGCCUAGUUGAUGAUGAUUACUGGUAAUACAAACUUUUUUAUCUAUCUAUAUAUUUAAAAUUCAAUAUGAUUUUAUGAGCUAAUUCUAAGCUGUUAUUUCCAAGCUAAUAAUUUACAUUGAAUAAUGACAAUCUUCAAAAUCAAUUUCCGCUGGUUCGGAACCACUAGGAAUAAAACAAGUUCUAGAUAUUAUUAUGAUAUUAAACUAUUACUAAGAAAUUAUUUAAACUUUAAUGUAACUGUUGAAAAAAUAAAAAUGCAUGAAAUUUUCAAGAAAUA
Molecule: messenger RNA, 3121 nt
Organism: Nilaparvata lugens (brown planthopper)
Lineage: Eukaryota; Metazoa; Arthropoda; Insecta; Hemiptera; Delphacidae
Exons: 3
Coding region: 247-1488 (413 amino acids)
Source: RefSeq, a predicted model, not a curated record